AUGGGGCAGAGAAAAGAGGGCAGAGGGGAGGGCACAGGGGCGGGUGAGCUCAGAUACCCCAUCCUUCCUGACAGACCCUGGAGGCGGCCCACCAUGAGGCUCAGCAUUCUCUUGUUCCUGUGUGUUGUGGGUCUCAGUCAGGCAGACCAGGAGAAGAUCUAUGGUGGCACUGAGUGUGUGAAGAACUCCCAGCCAUGGCAGGUGGGGCUGUUCCAUGGCAAAAACCUGCGCUGUGGUGGUGUCCUUGUAGACCGCAAGUGGGUCCUUACGGCUGCUCACUGCAGUGGCAAGUACAUGGUGCGCCUUGGGGAACAUAGCCUCACCAAGCUGGACUGGACGGAACAGUUUAGACAUACCACCUUCUCCAUAACACACCCCAGCUACCAGGGUGCCUAUCAGAACCACGAGCAUGAUCUUCGACUCCUGCGGCUAAACAGACCCAUCCGCCUGACCCAUGCUGUCCGGCCCGUGGCCCUAUCCAGUUCCUGUGCACCUACAGGGGCCAAGUGUCAUAUCUCAGGAUGGGGUACUACUAACAAGCCAUGGGAUCCUUUCCCAGACCGGCUACAGUGCCUCAACCUCUCCAUUGUCUCCAAUGAGACGUGCAGGGCUGUGUUUCCUGGAAGAGUGACAGAGAAUAUGUUGUGUGCAGGUGGAGAAGCCGGAAAGGAUGCCUGUCAGGGUGACUCUGGAGGUCCCUUAGUGUGUGGAGGGGUUCUUCAAGGUCUCGUUUCCUGGGGGUCUGUUGGGCCUUGUGGUCAAAAAGGCAUUCCAGGGGUCUACACCAAGGUCUGCAAAUACAUGGACUGGAUCAGAAGAGUCAUCAGGAACAACUAAUUGGCUCCCUCAGUCUGCAUGCAGCGCUGCUUAGGGACCACUCUGCCCCUCGGGAGCACCAAUGUCUCCUCCCUCGACACUCCAAGCUCCCACCCUUGUGAGCUUAGAACCUCUUGAAACC
Messenger RNA from Arvicanthis niloticus (Nile rat), 958 nucleotides. RefSeq names its product kallikrein related peptidase 12 (gene Klk12). The record is from RefSeq and is a predicted model, not a curated record. Gene Ontology annotation, cellular component: secretory granule. Gene Ontology annotation, molecular function: serine-type endopeptidase activity. Gene Ontology annotation, biological process: proteolysis. Lineage: Eukaryota; Metazoa; Chordata; Mammalia; Rodentia; Muridae.